UUUUUUUUUUUUGAUUUGGUUCAGACGCUAAUAAAAAAGAAAGCUCAAAUGGGGUGAACACUCAUAGAACCUCCACUUUUUUAUUUUCUUCUUCUUCUUCAAUUCUUCUUCGAAUCAAUCACAGGCCCCAUCACCCAUAGUGCUCUUCUCUCUUCAUCUCUCUCUGCACUGUACCACACAGCACCCAUAAGUAGGCAGAGGAGAAGGGAGAAAAUCUCGGGUCAAAUUUGAAUCUUUAUGGAGCAUCUUGUCAACAACAUUAUAAGACCACCCAGUAUAUAUUCCGAAGAAUUUGGUAUUAAUGAGUUUACCUCUGCUGGACUUCAGAGCUGAAUAUGACCCCAAAGAUGAUUUACUAGAUGAAGAAUUCAUGCUUAAAGGAAAGUGGUACCAACGAAAGGAUUUGGAGCUUAAAAACAUUCGAGGCGAUGUUCUUAAAUGUAGCCAUUACAUGCCAAUCAUCAGUCCUGAAGGAAAGGCACUGCCUUGUGUAAUAUACUGUCAUGGAAACAGUGGUUCUAGAGCUGAUGCCAGUGAAGCUGCUAUAAUACUAUUGCCAUCAAACAUUACCGUUUUUGCCCUAGAUUUCUCUGGAUCUGGAUUGUCCGGGGGAGAACAUGUUACUUUGGGAUGGAAUGAAAAGGAUGAUCUUAAAUCUGUCGUUGAAUACUUAAGGCGGGAUGGAAAUAUAUCUUCGAUUGGCUUGUGGGGUCGAUCUAUGGGUGCUGUUACUAGCCUGCUGUAUGGAGCUCAGGAUCCUUCUAUUGCGGGAAUAGUUUUGGACAGCCCCUUCUCGAACCUGGUUGAUUUGAUGAUGGAAGUUGCGGGCACUAAUGCAAUACGGCUUCCCAAGUUCACUCUCAAGUUCGCAAUCCAAUUCAUGCGGAGAUCAGUUCUUAAGAAGGCAAAAUUUGACAUAAUGGAGUUGGAUACAAUCAAGGUUGCAAGGCGUUGCUUUGUACCUUUGUUGCUGGGUCACGCUGUGGAUGACGAUUUUAUCCAGCCACAUCACUCUGAUCGCAUAUUCGAUGCUUAUAUGGGGGAGAAAAAUAUUAUCAAAUUUGACGGUGAUCACAACUCUCAGCGUCCCCAGUUUUACUUCGAUUCCAUAAGUAUAUUUUUCAACAAUGUCUUACAACCUCCCGAUGAUGAUACGUUUUUUGACAUACCACCGGAUUAUUUUGGCAAGGUGUGUAGUGUUCAUGAAGUGAAAUAUUCAGACGAUCUUUUAACUUCCCCGAUAGCGUUAAGUAGCACCAAAGAUACUAGUAAGCAAAUUCAUGCCCAAAGAUCUAUAAGUUCUACACAGCAAGGUGUUGUAGCUUAUCCCGCCCCGUCGUCUUCAAACCUGAUCAGCUUUGAACUCUCGAAUGGCGAUCCCUGCGGUCCAGGCGUGCUUGCGUCGAUAGAUGACGAUGAGUACGUGGAAUACUCGCUCGAUAACUUGACAGAUUUUUCGGAAAGUAUGGAGGACGAGAAUAAGAUGAUCAUGGAAGCGGUGAAGGAGUCAUUGAAGGACUUGGAAACGAGACCUUCUCGUGCUGAGGAGCUUUCAUCGAGCACCAAACAACCGGAAUCACUCUCGGAUCACGAUUCCCAAGGUUCUGCUACAGAACAGCCCGUGCCCUCAAACGAGUCUGCAACGACACCAAUAGUCACCAAUGGGCACGGUUCAGCACCCGAACUUCAGGUUGCUGAUACUAACAAAACGUCUGCCGGACCUCCUAAUUUGAUUCCAUCAGCAAACGAAUCAGAAAACAGCGGGGCGUCUGCUGACAGCAACGUUUCUGUUGACAACCUGAGUUCAGCUAGCUUAGAUUUGGUUGAUCACACGAAAGUCACGGUGACAGUCAUAAAGAACCCGACAACCAACAUAAUGAACGGUUUGUUGCGCCGUUGGGAUCUUAACUUCUUCAGAAAUAGAUGAUGAUUGUGAGUGGGGUAAAGGCUAUUGUUAAAGCUGAUUGGUAUUGUAUAGUUUACAAAGGUUUAACCCUGAGAGAGUAUGCAUUAUUUAGAGUUGAGAGAGAUGGAGAAA
Messenger RNA from Ipomoea triloba (trilobed morning glory), 2038 nucleotides. RefSeq lists its product as uncharacterized. The record is from RefSeq and is a predicted model, not a curated record. Bases 302 to 1927 code for a protein of 541 amino acids. The transcript is spliced from 13 exons. Lineage: Eukaryota; Viridiplantae; Streptophyta; Magnoliopsida; Solanales; Convolvulaceae.